AUGAAGACACUAUUCGCUGUUAUAUUUGCGGUUGCAUCCGUAUACGCACUUGUUGCUGACUUAACAGAAACAGAUACUCAUGCCAAACUCGCAGUGUUCCAUCAUGUUGGACAUACUGAUGGAACUGGCGCAAACGCCGCAACACUCAGAUUCGCACAUUUGGUCCCAAAGGCUGACCAUCUUGGCCAUUUUGAUGAGGGCGUUGGCUGCCAUCACGCCGGUGGCGCCGUUAAGCAUCACCAAUUUGUUCACGUUGAAGCUGGCGAAAAGCUCGUUGAAUUAUUGGGUGUAUCUGACUGCAAGAAAUGGCACGCAGUAGUCCUAGGCGUGUUUAGUGACGGAUACCUUUUCCACAAGCAUUAUGCCUUUCACAAGGACCACCAUACUAAACCUGCUGUCCUUGAUGGCGCUCUCGCAUUGGCAGACUUUGUACAUACCCAUGUCGACUUAGCCCAUGCCAAGGUUUUCGGAGAGCUCGUCAAAAAGGGUUUGACUGCCCAUCUCUUCACUCAUUUGCUCCAUGCUAAAUUGGCAUCACGUCUUGCCCUCGUAUAA
Theileria orientalis strain Shintoku is the source of this 555-nucleotide messenger RNA. RefSeq lists its product as hypothetical. The transcript has a single exon. Lineage: Eukaryota; Apicomplexa; Aconoidasida; Piroplasmida; Theileriidae. The record is from RefSeq and is a predicted model, not a curated record. The coding region runs from base 1 to 555 and encodes 184 amino acids.